UAUCUGUUUCGGGGUAGGUUGGUACGGACGCCAAAGCUUGAGAGAAAAGGACUGCAAUUUAAUCGCCCAGUCGAAGAAUCCGCAACUAUUACCGUGUCUCGUCGUUUCACUUUCUUCCCCUUUUCAUCACUAAUAUGAUGUUAUCAUGAGGAAUGCACAGAAGGUUUACCAGGGAUUUUUCACAGCCAAGAACUGAAUAUUAUUUCAGCACUUCCCUCCCGGACAAGCACAGUUUUUCGCGUGCAGUUUUUUGGUGAUGCGGUUUGGAUCCUAGGCUAAAAGAAGCCAGAUCCACGUUUGCCCGCCUGCAUGUUGUCAGAAAGGUUAUUGGGUGUUUAAUGUAAUGUAGCCAGGUAUCUGAAUAUUGCUCUCUGUGUUCUACUACCUUCUUAUAAUUGGAUUGCACAUCAUAAAUCAAAGAUUUCUUCAUCCUCCGACCUCGGAUACUGUGGACUGGGAGGAAACAUGGGACUGCCUGCUCUGGAGUUUAGUGACUGCUAUCUGGACAGUCCCCAGUUCCGAGACAGAUUGAAGUCUCACGAACUGGAACUGGACAAGACCAAUAAAUUCAUCAAAGAGCUGAUCAAAGAUGGGAAGGCGCUCAUCCAAGCACUGAAAAAUCUGUCCACAGCCAAGAGGAAGUUUGCGGAGUCUCUCAAUGAGUUUAAGUUCCAGUGCAUAGGAGACGCAGAGACGGACGACGAGAUAUGUAUCGCAAAGUCUCUACAGGAGUUUGCUGGAGUUUUGCAGAACCUGGAGGAUGAGAGAACACGGAUGAUUGAGAAUGCCGAUGAUGUGCUGAUCAUGCCACUGGAGCGGUUCAGGAAGGAGCAGAUCAGCGCUGCCAAGGAAGCCAAGAAGAAAUACGACAAAGAGACAGAGAAGUACUGUGCUGUACUGGAGAAGCACCUAAGCCUAUCAGCAAAGAAGAAAGAAGCACAUCUUCAUGAAGCCGACAGCCAGGUGGACCACGUGCGGCAGCAUUUCUACGAGGUGUCUCUGGAGUAUGUCUUCAAGGUGCAGGAGGUCCAGGAGAGGAAGAUGUUUGACUUCGUAGAGCCGUUGCUGGCAUUUCUUCAAGGGCUGUUUACUUACUAUCACCAUGGGUACGAGUUGGCCAAAGACUUCAACCACUUCAAGACAGACCUCACUAUCAGCAUUCAGAAUACGCGGAACCGUUUUGAAAGCACGCGGUCUGAGGUGGAGUGUCUGAUGAGGAAGAUGAAGGAGAACCCCCAUGAGCACAAGAGUAUCAGCCAUGACACCAUGGAGGGAUACCUGUUUGUACAGGAGAAACGCUCUUUCGUGUCAACCUGGGUCAAGCACUACUGCACCUACCAUCGAGAGCCCAAACGAGUCACCAUGGUCCUGUUCGACCAGAAGUCGGGUGGCAAAGUGGGGGAGGAGGAGAGCUUCACUCUGAAGUCCUGCACAAGACGGAAGACGGAUUCUAUAGAGAAGAGGUUCUGUUUCGACGUGGAGGCUGUCGACAGGCCAGGGGUGAUCACCAUGCAAGCUCUAUCGGAGGAAGACCGCAGGCUGUGGAUGGAAGCUAUGGAUGGGAGAGAACCGGUCUAUAACUUAAACAGAGACAGCCAGAGUGAAGGCCUGGCUCAGCUGGAUGUGGUUGGCUUCAACGUUGUCAAGAAGUUCAUCUACGCUGUGGAGACCAGAGGCAUUGACGAGCAGGGCCUGUACAGGAUUGUUGGAGUAAACUCCAGGGUGCAGAAACUCCUGGGUCUUGCCAUGGAUCCUAAAACCUGUGCUGACGUGGAGCUGGACAGUACAGAAUGGGAGAUCAAGACCAUCACCAGCGCAAUCAAGUACUACCUUAGAAUGCUGCCCGCGCCCCUUAUGACUUAUCAGUAUCAAAGGAGCUUCAUCAAGGCAGCCAAACUGGACAAUCAGGAGGCGAGGAUCACAGAGAUCCACAGCAUCAUCCACCGGCUCCCAGAGAAAAACCGCCAGAUGCUGGACCUGCUUACCAAACACUUGGCAAAUGUGGCCAGUCACCACCAGCAGAACCUGAUGACUGUGGCCAACCUGGGCGUGGUGUUCGGCCCCACUCUGCUGAGGCCCCAGGAGGAGACUGUGGCUGCCAUCAUGGACAUCAAGUUCCAGAACAUUGUGGUAGAGAUCCUCAUCGAGAACCAUGAGAGGAUAUUCAAGGAUAUGCCAGUUCCGGGAGGUGGCCAGGCCAACCUACAGCUCAACCUGCAGCCUCGGAGGAAAAGCGCAGAGAGCAAAGCCCCGUCCUGCAGCGAGAGACCCCUCACCCUCUUCCACACACCCACACACACCCAGAAAGUGGAGAAGAGGAACAGCGUGGUAGUGAACUCUACUCCAGAGCCCCAGCAGCUUCAUCCGGCCCAGGCCAACGCCCCCCACAACAACCCGUCAGCCACCCGCUCUUCCUCCACAGCAGCCGUCAACCAUAACAGCAGCGGCAGCCACGGCCACAGCUGGACCCAACGCAACAGCCUGACGAGCACUGACGGAGAUCAGGACGGGGGCCUGAUGGCCAGGCAGAACUCACAGAGCCGCCCUAACUCACUGCUGAACCCAAAGAGCCACACCAGCAUCCCAAUGAGCCCAGCCUCACCGCGCUCCCCCUCCUGGCCGAUGUUCUCUGCAUCCUCCAGCCCCCAGCCGGCCUCCUCCACCUCCAGUGACUCCUCCCCCAUCAGUGUCCCAGGCAGGAAGGCUAGGGCCCUCUACGCCUGCAAGGCGGAGCACAUCUCUGAGCUCUCGUUCAUCGCAGGGACCAUCUUUGAAAAUGUUCAUCCCUCGAGGGAGCCUGGCUGGCUGGAAGGCAUCCUAGACGGCAGGAAGGGCCUAAUUCCAGAGAACUACGUGGAGUUUCUGUAGCCCUGGACCAGGACUGUACUGGACUGGGGAGACCACGCAGUUGCACUGUGCCCCUACAACUUAUUGGAAGAGUCUGGAGCACAGAGCGCUUCCUGCUGUGCAUGGUCAUGUACCUGGAAUUCAGCAGCAGACUGCUGUGUGUGCGUGCGUGCGUGCAUGCAUGAGAUGCAUUGAGUUGUUGCGACGUAGGCUCAUUCCCAUAUUCAGACAGUCCUUGUGUCAUUAAAAUGCACUGCCACUUCUUUUAGCGUCUUCUAUUAUCAGUUGGGAGGGACUUCGGAAGACGUUUUAGUUUUGGGAUACAUAAAAGGGGAAAAGUUCACUCUGCAGCCCUACUUCUCUUCCAGUGUACAGUACGGUCUGUAGGAAUGAAGAUGAUUGUGUAGGGAGCUUUCAUCUCUAAAUGAUGGGGAGUGUUUUUCAGUGAAUACUGCAAUAAAUGUGAGCACUUGCUGCCUUGCCCGGUAUUCCCCUAGACAAGACAGAACACAACUGCUGUUUACCUACCUGCACAUUAUAGAGGUGGGAGCAUCCUGAAUGUCUUUACUCCCUGUUCGACAGAUUUUGUAAUAGCUCUUUUUUUUGCUCAGAACUACUAGGUGAAAUUGUCUCGAUAAACCUGGAAAGGAAGUUAACCGAACUGUUUUCAUUUAGGACAAUAACAUUUUUUUUGUAUUUUUUUCUUUCUUAACAUGUAUAUAAAUGGGGAGUGUUAUGUGAGACUAGACUACUUUGUUCAUAUGUAAGCCUUGUAUUUAUAAUAAUUUUCAAAGAUGAGAUCCUGAACUGUAUUCUUUUGGGGUGUAAUAACAUUUGUAAAUACAUGACAUUUGAUAAGAUCACAUUUUUUAACUAGCAAAUUUUAUAUUUUGUAUUGUAGCAUACUAAGUUAAUUUUAGCAUCUCAGUUGCUAAAUUUGUUGUCAUUUGGUUCAUGGCCAUUGGGAGCCUUAAUAUUCUUUCUGAUCAAAUAAAUCAUGAACAAGGUUGUACAGAAUUUCAUCUAUUAAAGAUAAACAAACUGGCA
Oncorhynchus tshawytscha (Chinook salmon) is the source of this 3894-nucleotide messenger RNA. Its product is annotated as rho GTPase-activating protein 26-like. The coding region runs from base 466 to 2868 and encodes 800 amino acids. Gene Ontology annotation, molecular function: protein binding; GTPase activator activity. Gene Ontology annotation, biological process: signal transduction. Gene Ontology annotation, cellular component: cytoplasm. The transcript is spliced from 24 exons. The record is from RefSeq and is a predicted model, not a curated record. Lineage: Eukaryota; Metazoa; Chordata; Actinopteri; Salmoniformes; Salmonidae.